AUGGAGGGUCGACGGCCAGGUGAGUCAAUUUUGGGGAUUUUUCAGACGUUUGGAUUGCUUUUUUGGGGGGUUUUGGAGUGAUGCUUGGGAAUUGGGAAGGAGGUGAUAUUUGACUUGAAAUUUUGGAUGGAUAAGGAGCUUGAAACGACCGAAAAAAUAAAUUUUAGAGCAUAGGGAGCCAGGAGAUUGCAGGAAAUCCAAAAAAAUUUGUGGUGUUAUCGGCACCUUUAUCUGCUGAAAUGCAAUUUCUUUCUUGAAAAAUCAGCAUUUUCAAAAAAAAAAAAUUUUUUUGUUUGGUCUAGGCAAUGUUAGGUCCAUUUGGAUACUCUAGGCGCUCUGUCUGUGUCCCUGUGUUUUUAAAAUACGAUACGGAGGGCUUCUAACUGUUUCACAAUGAAUAGUUUUGUACUACCUCAAAAAAUCACAAAAUUUUGAUUGAUUUUACAAAGUGAGAUUUUUCAAAAUCUCACUGUUUAAAAUCAAAAUUUCCAAAAAUUCAAAAUCAAAAUUCUAGUCACAAUUGCUUUUUUGCACUCAUCACUCUUUACUAAAUUCGUAAAGGCAAUUUUUUCCAGACUUGCAAAAACAUCCCUGUCCCUCUAUAAUUGCAAAAAAUCUCUUUCCACACCACAUGCCGAUCCAUCAAAAAACGUCUUCAAAAGCGUCAUAAAGUCCUAAGUUUUCCUUGAACCUUCACGUGUAGACCGCUGACGCAAUCUCCCUCCCAGUGCUUGGCGUUCGUUCUGGGUGCAGUCUCUUUUCCUCUGUGCUCUCUUCAUUUGGCGCGUUCAUUGAGAUUGGCCCGAAUUUUGAUCGAAUUGCGCUGGGGAUUUGAAAAGAGGAGAUGAUUGUUGUCCGUCUGGAAAAAUGAAAAGAAUUUGCUUUUGGCAUUAGGAUUGUUCGCGAAAGAGGAAGUAAAUUUGAAAAUUCAAAAACUGAUAAAAGAAAGAGUAAAAUGGAAAUGAAAAUUGAGAUUUGGAUGAAAAUUUGAGAUGCUACGAUCAGAUUUUUAUGGAACUCGGCCGAAAUUAAGGUUAAAUUUUGGCGCUAUAGCGCGCUACGAGGGUUCUGGUCAGCGACAGGGUUAGGAGAAGGCUUAGUUAGUAGAAAUAAUAAAGACUCACCGGGGCCUAGAAUAACUUAUUACAUAUUUUGAGGUGUUUUACAUGUACUCACAUCAAAAAUAUCUGGACAAAAGUUACAGAUCUUUGUUACUUGCCGCAAAUUUUAAUCUUUUACAUGUUACAAUAGCUCAAGACAGAGAAAACUAACGUUACCAAUAGCUAAAAUUAGAAAAAGUGGACAUAUUGCAAGCCUUUGCCAAGUCUCCGCCAAGCCUUCGCCGAGCUUCCGCCGAUCAUCCAAGACUUUGCCAGGAUUCCUAGACACAUUCUACAAUCUUUGUUUGUGUAUCCACCUGUCCUACGCCCCUGUAUCGAUCGAUUUUGCGUUGACCCGGACUGUCGUCGACCCGAAAAGUCGGGAUAAGCAUAGAACUUUUAGACCUUUUCAAUUCAGAAUUUUUGAGCUCUCUAUUACUUCUAUUUCUACCGUAUAGUCCGACUUUAUUAGCUGCUCUGUUGUAUGAGAUCUCAGCAAACUACAAUAAUUGUUUGCCGUAUUUCUCAUGCUUCGGCUUUUUUAUCAUCCUUCAGGAAUUAUAACCACUUUAAUUCCUGAACUUUCGCCAAAGACUUUUAUCGCUCUUUCUUUGAGACUUAUUGUUAUUCAAUGUUGUUGUCCAACUCGAGAAAAGUCAAAGGUCGAUCGUCUUUUUUGAACCGUAAAAAUCAAAAUUGAUCAAUUACAAAAGAGACGGAAACGAAAAGAUCAACAGCGAUUAUAAGGUGUCUGAGUAAUGUUUUCAACGUUUUGGAGUACAGAGUUUAUAGAACAUAGAAAAUGAUGAUUACUUCAAAGUACUUUUUAAGUAAUAUUUAUGAGAAACAGAGACAAGUUUGAUGAUUAUAGUUUCAAAAAAUGUACAUCACACUUCCAGGGGUAUUAAAACCUUUGUAAAUACGAUCAUUUUGCAUUUUCACCCCCGAAAUUUCAGGUGUUCUCUGUUCCACUCGUUUCAACCUCGCUUUAAUAUGUUUCCUUGGCUGUGUAAUCGUCUACGCCUGUCGGAGCAAUCUCAGCUUCGCGCUUGUUUGUAUGGUGAACACGACCGCAAUCGAUGAAGGAAAAUCGGUGACGAAAGUCUCGGCGUGUGGAACAAUCUCCCAGACAAAAACCGAAAAAGUAAGUGACAAUUAAUCGCUCAAACAUAACACUAAACCUGCUGAUAGACAGAGGUGAUAACAGCUCAAAAAAAGGACUGUUUGGUCAUGGGCUUUGUGUGAUAAGGGAGAAAACGGCUGGAUUUUCGAAGAAAAUUUGAAUUUUGAGGAGACAAAAAUAUUGUAGGAAAAAAAAUAAAGCGAAUAAAAAACAGUAAAAUUAACGUGAGAUAAAGAGUGUAUUGGACCUCGAAUAACGUUUUUGGACGGGUUAUAAUAUAUUCUCACAAAUCCUUUAAUUUAGAAAACAAACUCAGGUAGUGCCAAGUCAUUCGGCAGUCCUUACAGGCGACAUAUCGCGACAAAAAAGAAGAGCGAAUCAAAGAAAAAAAAUUUGGCCAAAAGCAAACUUUUUUCAUCAAAGUCAACGACCAACUUCACUUCAGGUCGAAGGAGAGUUUCCAUGGUCCAAAUCCACCCAAGGUGCUCUUCUCAGCGCCUUCUUCUGGGGCUACACUUCCAGCCAGAUCCUUGGCGGCCAGCUCGCCACAAUGAUUGGUGGACGCAAGGUUGUUGGCUAUGCCGCUCUCAUAAACGUCGUCGCCACACUGGCUUCCGUGGCAGCGGCUCGCUCCAGUGUUGUGUUCUUCAUUGCCCUGAGGGCAGUCCUAGGCGCAUGUCAGGGAGCAAUGUUCCCAGCGAUGCAACAAAUGUGGUCGGUUUGGGCGCCGCCAAUGGAACGAACACUGUUGACGGGAAUUAGUUUUGCGGGUACCCAAGUCGGCAAUGUGAUGGUGAUGCCGUUGAGUGGAGUUCUCUGUAAAUACGGGCCUUUUGGUGGAUGGCCAAGCAUCUUCUACGUUCUGGGUGUGGCUGCAAUGCUGUGGACUGGACUGUGGUUUUACUUUGUGGCCGACAACCCAAAGACACACAAGAAAAUUGGAGAAGAUGAGAGGAAUUAUAUUGUGGAAAGUUUGACAGAGUCCAAUGGACAUGACAGCGAUAAGGUAAGAAAUGGCGGCAUCUCUGACAUCCUUAAGUCGUAUUUUACUGGUGUUUUAACCACCUCAAGCUUGCUAGAAUUUCGUGUGAUAGAGGGAUCCAUGCAAAUUUUGAUGAAAGAUCGAAAUCAACGUCGACUAUUUUCCACAAUAUUUCUAAGAAUUUUCUUGUGUGUGCGUACACGUAUUUUACCCCUAAAAAUCCCCUUUUUCAGAAGCGAUCGGUCCCUUGGAAAUCAGUCCUCACCUCUCUCCCCGUUUGGGCCUGUUAUGUUGGCCAUUUUGCUGGUGAUUGGGCCGCAUACAUGAUGGCGACAAGUCUUCCAUUAUAUAUGAAUGAUGUUCUUGGUUAUGAUCUGACAUCUGUAAGUUCUUAGAUAUAUGUUUUUACAUAAAUUUAGAUGGGAUUCAUCUCAUCAAUCCCUUAUAUCUUGUACUUUAUCUGUAUAAAUGUGGGUGGAGUCAUUGCUGAUCACUUGAGGAAUUCUGGGAAAUUGUCUACUGUAAAUACGAGGAGGUUGGCUCAGCUGUUCGGUAAGGUGGCUUUGAGAGCUUCAUUUUAUUUUUUUCAAAUAUUUUUUGGUUGUUUUGGAGAAAAAACAAAAAUUUGGCAAAAAGCACUUUUUGAAACAAAAAACUGAAGGCAGUUGCUGAUGCUGUGUUUUUAAGACGCCUUAUAUGGUAGAUAUUCAACUUUGUUUAAAUUUUAUGUUUACUUCUCUAGAACAUUCAUUUUAGCCCUUGGAAGUCAAGCCAUCUUCCUUCUACUCAUUGGCACAGUCAACUGUGGCCAAGAAACCCUCGUCAUCAUCUACCUGACCCUCGGAAUCGGCCUCUCUGGUCUUCAAUAUGCCGGAGUUAUUGUCAAUUACCUUGACAUUGCCCCCUCUUUUGUUGGCCCAAUAUUCGGCUUGGGAAACACAAUUUCUUGCGCCGCAGGCAUCCUAUCUCCUCUUGUAAUGGGAUGGCUUACUCCAACCGGAGCCAAAGAGGAGUGGCAAAUGGUAUUCAUGGUGACUGCCGCAAUCCUAGCGAUCGGCGGCCUGUUCUACGCCGUUUUCGCCGAUGGCGAAGUUCAGGAGUGGGCACGAGCCGACAACAAAGCCAAGGCUUUGCAGGAAGAGCCAUUGCUCAUCGAGGAUGGAGAGAAGAACGGGAAAGCAUAA
Molecule: messenger RNA, 4389 nt
Organism: Bursaphelenchus xylophilus (pine wood nematode)
Lineage: Eukaryota; Metazoa; Nematoda; Chromadorea; Rhabditida; Aphelenchoididae
Source: the annotation of a GenBank genome assembly